UACUGGAAUCGGAAUCGGAAUCAGAUUCUGAUUCCGAUUUCGAUGAACAUAUUUUAAUGACGAUUCUCAGAAAACCGAAGUACAAAAAAUGCCGGGUCAAUAAUUUCGUCAGAGACGUAGUUGAGCAUUUUUCGGAGGAAGAGUUCCGACGUCACUUUCGGCUCAACAAAACCACAGCCAAUACGAUAGUUACGAGAUACGCAGAAUCCGAAUUCUUUCGUUCAAACUCCGGUACUGGACGCAGGAAUGUUCCAGCAAACGAGCAAAUGUAUGCUUUUUUGUGGUUUUGUGCAAACAAAGAUUCGUAUCGUGAAAUCGGCACCCUGUUCAACAUGUCGGAAUCAUCGUUUUUUAAAUGUUUGAACCGUAUUUUGGACUUCCUUUACGAUGUGUCCAAAACCAUUAUUCGGUUUCCAGAUUCAACAGCAGAGAAGGAAAGGAUCGCAACCGAUUUCAGAAGUAUUUCUGGUUUUCCAAACGUGAUUGGCUGUAUCGACGGGUGUUACAUCUACAUCAGAAAACCAGCAAACAAAAUACGAUCUACGUAUGUUAAUCGUCAUGACUUGUUGUCAAUAACACUUCAAGGGAUUUGUGACGCGAAGAGAAGAUUCAUUGAUGUCUGUGUGGGGUCUCCUAGCCGCAUACACGACUCAAGAAUUUUCUCUCUGUCACCUGUUAGUGACGAGCUACCUGGCAUAUGCCAUGGAAAGUACCAUCUGCUCGGUGAUGCGGCGUAUCCCUUGCGGGAGUAUUUGCUUACUCCGUUCAAAGAUUAUGGUAAUCUAUCACAAAAGGAUACAAACUACAAUCUUAAACACAGCCAAACACGUGUUAAGAUUGAGAACUGCUUUGGAAUUUUGAAACAAAGGUUCCGUCAGCUAACUCGGCUCGAUUUCUUUCGUGUCGAAAGAAUGUGCAAGUUUGUUUUGGCUUGUUGUACACUCCAUAACAUGUGUAUUGAUCAAAAUGACACAUUCAACGAAGAAGCAGCUGAUCCCAUUGAGCCCGAUGAAACCCGAAGCAGUCAGAUUCCACCUACCGGGCCAAGUGGUUCCCAAAGCACAAGGAAUGCCGCUUUGCGCAGACUUGGAGAAGUUAAGAGAAGUGAAAUUGCUGAAACAUUAAUGCAAUAG
This is a messenger RNA of Ochlerotatus camptorhynchus, 1133 nucleotides long. Its product is annotated as putative nuclease HARBI1. The record is from RefSeq and is a predicted model, not a curated record. The transcript has 4 exons. The coding region runs from base 57 to 1133 and encodes 358 amino acids. Lineage: Eukaryota; Metazoa; Arthropoda; Insecta; Diptera; Culicidae.